Messenger RNA from Suillus bovinus, 753 nucleotides. RefSeq lists its product as uncharacterized. The transcript has 4 exons. Lineage: Eukaryota; Fungi; Basidiomycota; Agaricomycetes; Boletales; Suillaceae. The coding region runs from base 1 to 753 and encodes 250 amino acids. The record is from RefSeq and is a predicted model, not a curated record.
AUGUCUUCUCAUACCGCGCUCUCUGACGCAGCUCUCUCUGACCUCGCUUCAAAGCUACGGUACGCUAACGCGCGUUACGGCCAGAUCGCUUUUCAACUGCGCUGUCGGAUAACAAUCACGCGCACGUAUCACGCACAACGACGUGCUUUCUGGUCUGGCUUGCGCGUCGAUAUAGCAAAGGCUAAGGAUUGUCCUUCGACUGCAAUUUCAAUCAAGCCCCUGCCUGUCCUUGACACGACACCGAGUCCAUUGCCGCUUAUGCUUUCACCGCUUGCACUUGCUGCCGAAGCCCGCAACGAACUUGGCUUGGAGAUUCCAGACAUUAUCGUAUCUCCCCCCGAUGCCUACGCCCAGCCCCGCAAGCGCCUUAUCAUUCGGAUCCCACCGCUUGUUAGCCUUUAUGACCAUAUGUACCGCCAUGAACAUUGUGACACGUCUGCUCCGGGCGCGCCACUCAUUCGGACCAAGGAAUUACCCGACUGCGAGAUGGAUGAAGUGUUCUCUUCAAGUUCAUCUUCUUCCGCGUCUUCCACCCCCCUCUUAACACCCAUUGACAUUGUUCACUCCGGUCUUCGUAUCAAAAUUCCGGCGAGGAAGCGCAAGCUUGGAGAGGCUGACGACGAAGAUUCCUGUCCGGACAAUUCUGACAUUCAGUUUCCCAGGAAGCACAUGAGGAAGCGCUGGGCUUGUUCACAGGCGACUAACGACCGACUAUAUUGGUCUCCUCAUCGGUCACAAAUUGCCUCGCUUUGA